This is a messenger RNA of Aphanomyces astaci, 564 nucleotides long. RefSeq lists its product as hypothetical. The record is from RefSeq and is a predicted model, not a curated record. The transcript has a single exon. The coding region runs from base 135 to 554 and encodes 139 amino acids. NCBI's taxonomy places the organism in Eukaryota, Oomycota, Saprolegniomycetes, Saprolegniales, Verrucalvaceae.
GGCCCCGAACGUAAAACUUUGACGGGUUGUUAAUAUGGGGUUAAUAUGGGUUGUCAUGUACGCUAGCUAUACUUAGGUGCUGGUUGCUGAAUAGUUAUGGUCCUUGGAGACUACAACUAUGACAUGCGUCACCAAUGACUGGCGCGACUAAAGGCUCACGUUUGACACUGCCGUGUGCUCCAUGUGGCAUGCACUUCAACGCGACUUCGCUGAGAAGCAUGAGCGAGCUAGCGCUGCUCGUGCAGCUGCUGUUGGAGCUGUCGUCGCUACAGGCAUCGUCAAACUCUGGGUCCAGGCUAUGGUCGUCUUCGUCCUUGCCACCCCGUUUCUUACGCCACCAUUCCUUGAAGUACACAUUUCUCCGCUCUUUGUUCUUCUCGCGCCACUCCUUCAUCUUUUGCAGUCGGUGGGCCUUGUUCUUGGCGUGGUUCUCUCGCUUAUACGCGAGUCGGCGCUCUCGGUUCUUGAUGUGGUACUGCUUGCACUGCUCAUUGCGCUUGAGUCGCUUCGCCUCAGCUUCCUCCGCCGUGAGCAAUUUCUUGACCAUGAUGUAGUGGAACCGCG